UAGAUGAUAUUUCAUCAUUUAGAUUUGUAGAAAUUUUUGUAAAUGUGUUAGCAGAUCAAUUGGUUCGAUUGUCCUCGAGCUCAUUUUUCGAGUGUGAAAAUCUGAAAUUAAUGAUAAAAGAUACAAAUAUAAGAACAACUUUAGUAAAUACUUUGAUUGAUGUCUCUAAAGAUUUCGCCACAAGAUCGGUUAAAACAAAGGUAGAGCAGUUAAUUUCGACUUCAACUGAUGAAAAUGCAAGGUUGGGUACAAUUGUGCAAUGGGAUGAUUCAAAUCAUUUAUUGGUAUUUUUCUUAUCACAAACACCCGAUUCUAUUUGUGCUUUGUACCGAGAUAAGGCCAAAGUUCCACAGAAUGUAAGAACUUUAUUGAAAAGUCAACAUAUAGGAGACAAGAGUUGGGAACUAGAAGAUUAUCACAAAAUGGACACAAAUGAACUUUUGGAGAAAUUGGAAUGUUUGGCAAGAAAAACAAUGCAUAAAAUUGAGUAUCCGCCGUAUGCUUUAUCUGCAGAUAAUUUGGUAAAGAUGGCUUUGAUUUUGUUAAGGGCUCGUGCAAAUAUUCCAGUAGUAAUUUGUGGUGAAGCCGGAUGUGGAAAGACAAGUUUAAUCGGAUUCUUGGCCAAAGUUGUGGAAGUCGAAUUUCAACCUCUUAAUCUUCAUGCUGGAGUCACCGAAAACGCAAUUCUAAAAUUCAUGAGUGAUGCACAAGAAAAAGCUGAGAGCGCUGAAAUAUGGUUAUUUUUUGAUGAAAUUAAUACUUGUAACUACAUAGGUCUUCUAGCAGAUUUGAUAGCUCACAGGACGUUACUCGGUAAACUGAUUCAUUCUAAUAUCAGGAUUUUUGCGGCAUGCAAUCCUUAUAGAAUCCGCACCAAAAGUCAAAGUGUCGUCGGAUUAAAAACCAAUAAGAGAUAUGAAGAACAAAGCAAUCUUGUAUAUCAAGUAAAGCCACUACCAGAUCAAAUUUUAGAUUAUGUUUGGGAUUAUGGCGUGUUGCAACAAGAAGAAGAACGUCGAUAUAUCGAGAUUAUGGUAUAUGAUUCUUUAAAAGAUUUUGAUAAACAAUGUUUAGUAUUUGCAGAACUAUUAUUCGAAUCUCAAGCAUUCAUUCGAGAGGUUGAAGAACCUUACAGUGUUAGUUUAAGAGACGUAAAGAGAGCAAUUAUGCUUGUAAAGUUUUUUGCCGAAAGUUUACGAAAUCGACCACCUGUUCGUAAAAAUGCACCAAAGUAUCCACCGAUAGGAGAAAUUUCGAUGUCAACAAGGUGCUAUAUUCUUGCAUUAGGAUUAUGUUAUCAAUCUAGAUUGUACGAACAAUCUCUUAGAAAAAAAUAUCGAAUCGCCAUGAGUAAAACGUUUAAUCGCAAAAAAAUUAACGUUGAUGAGAAGGCAUUUAAUAAGGUUAUAAGACAAGAGCAAGAUAAUUAUAUUAAUCGGAUGACUUGUCCUCCUAAUACUGCAAAGAACGAGGCCCUUUUAGAAAAUGUUUUGGUAAUGAUUGUCUGUAUCCUAACUAAGAUUCCGGUUUUUAUUAUUGGGGCACCCGGCUCUUCAAAAUCUUUGGCUAUUCGGCUCGUUAGUCAAAAUCUCCGUGGAUCCGAUUCAAAUGAUGAAUAUUUCAGAAAACUGCCCCAGGUCUAUCUUAUUCCUCAUCAAGGUUCAUCAUCCUCAACUUCAGAUGGCAUUCUUAAAGUUUUUCAAAAAGCGCAAAAUUAUCAGGAGACAAGUUCCAAAGAAUUUCCCGUAAUUAGUGUUGUUUUGCUUGAUGAAGUUGGACUGGCCGAAACCAGUCCUUUUAAUCCAUUGAAAGUACUUCAUUCUUUACUUGAACCAAGCUAUCCUUCAGAAGGGCCGACUGUUUCGGUAAUUGGAAUUUCUAAUUGGAGAUUGGAUAAUAGUAAAAGCAGCAGAGCCUUGGUAGUUCAAAGGCCCAAAUUCGAUCUUAAUGAUCUUGUGGACACGGCUGUCCGCCUGCUCUCUUCAAAAACGAAUGGACAAAUCUCCAAAGCGUCUCUUCAACCAUUAGCUCAGGCAUAUUCAGAUUAUGAGCAACAUGGACAAUCGUUUCCAAAUUUUCACGGCCUUCGUGAUUAUUAUGCUUUAGUCAAAAGUCUUUCUCUAGGUGAUAUGACACCCGAAAACAUUCAGAUGGCUCUUGUCCGUAAUUUCGGAGGCACUGACCAAAAUGCCACCUUGUGUGAAAAAUACUUUGGCGAGGUUCUAAGAACUUUUAAUAAUUCUAGAAAUUGGAUUUAUAAUCCAAUUCCUGUUGAGAAGCUUAUUAAUGCAAAUUUGGAUGAUGAAGGUGCAAGACAUCUAAUGGUUAUUGGAAAGAGCGAUUCUAUUGUUAAUUUGUUAACGUAUAAAUUGAGAAAACGAAACUUGGAUCCUGUUGUUAUUUUGGGGUCACAAUUCCCUGAUGAUCAAGACGAUUAUUCAUAUAGUGUUUUGAGUAGGAUUAUGAUGUGUGUAGAGGCAGGAAGGCCAUUGAUUUUAACAGACUUGGAAAUUAUUUAUGGAAGUCUUUACGAUCUGUGGAAUCAAAAUUAUAUUGUUGUUGGUAGCGCCGAAGAUCCAAAAUACUAUACUAGAGUAGCUCUUGGUGCUUAUGCAAACCCUAUGCUCUAUGUGGCAAAGACUUUUAGAUGUAUAUUGGUACUUGAUGAGAAAAAGCUCAAGCAUGCUGAUCCACCACUUUUAAAUAGAUUUGAAAAACAAAAGAUGACCAUUAACGACACACUUUCUAAACAUGAGGUUGAGCUAGUUCAGCAAUUAUCAAAUUGGGCCAUGCAAAUGGUUACUGUAUUUGGAAAGAAUAAAUUUGAUCCAAAUGCUAAAUUUUCUCAAAAGGAUCUUUUCAUUGGGUUCGAUCCAGAUGAAACCUUACAAAGCUUGGUCAUUGAUAUUAAAAAGAGUAAUCCUCAUAGCAACGAUGACGAGAUUCUUGAGAAAUGUAAAGAAAAUUUAAUUGCCAUUGCAUCUUCCGAUGGUAUUAUUCGAGCAGAGAAAUCUACUUUGGAUCCGGAAGAAAUUACACAUUGGAAAAAUGUUUACUUUAAAAAACAGCAUCAUGAUAAUCUUGCCGACCAAAUUCAAGCAUUACUUGAUAACCUAGAUGAAUUUCAAGUAAUAAUUAACACAUUUUCCAACAUUAAUACAGAUGUCAAGGCAUGUUUAAAGGGUAUAAUUGAUUGUCAGGUGGAUAAACUUUCGACAUUCAAAACCGAAUCUCAACUUCAAAAUAGGAUUAAACAUUUCUGGUUAGAAUCUACUGAUCAAUUGUUAGUACUUCAAUGCGAUGUCACUACCGUGAACGCCGGUUGUAUCAAAUUAGCUAAAUUCAUUAUUGAACAAUUUCGAAAUGAGUUUUUUGCGAAAAGGAAACAAAAGCCUGACAUUAAAAUGCAAAAAAAACACGCAUGUAUUAUUUUGCACAUUCAUCGAGAACAAGAAACAUCGUUGGCAUCGUUUAAUUUCAUGUGCGGAUGGAACCAAGUCACUAUUGAAACUUUGUUGCCGCAAGAGAAGCCACUUUCAAUUCUUUUAAACGGAAGUCUUUGCGAUAUUAUUAAUACAACUUACCCAUUUGAAGAUAUUUUAGAACAAGAACUUUUAUGGUGUUUGUUAUGCAUGAAAUACCCUUCUAAUAUUAGAUCUGUUGAACAUAUUAAAUGGUUGAAUUCAGAGAUUUAUAACCACCCGAAUUUGAUUGAAUGUUUAAAAGCUCAAACACAAGAAUGGCUUCAGAAUCAUUCACCUGCAAAUUGGCAAUACAUUGUUGCAUCCGACAAGAAGUUAUUAUAUCCUUAUGCAUCAUUCCCAAUUGCCUUACAAGCUCACAUUCGUAGAUCUGUUCGUAAACCGAUUGCUAGAAUCCUAUGUGCGCUUGAAAGAUUAUCAGUAACUAGAACAUUCUUUUCUAUUGAUAAGUCGGCUCGAUCAGAAAACGAUAAUCGACUUCUCGAGUUUUGGAUGAAAAUGUUCACCGACAAAAAAAUAAUAGACAUUAAAGAGCUACCAGAACCAUCUCCUGACAGUUAUAUAAUGCCACCUGGAGUAUAUGAUCUACAAUUUCCGUUUUCAUACUAUUUUAUGAAACAAAUCGAUGAGUUUAAAGCUCUUUAUUUAGAAGAAAUGACUUUAUUGCAUGAAGAUCCAAUGAAUAUCGAUUCAAAAACUGGAGAGCUUAGAAAAUCAGUUGAAGAAGAACACAUAAAAGAAUUCACUAAUAAGGUUCUUAACAUGGUUCCACUUCUUAAAACAUCACCUAUUGAUUGGGCUUCAAUAUUAUACUUUAAAGAUUUCGUAACCGUUAUUGCCUAUAAUGAACCUGGAGAUAAGGAUCCUGCAUUGAUUGAACUUAUCUUUGAGCAUAGACUUGGAAAAGACAAAAUCUUAAAUCCCAUACUUCUGCAUACAUGUUGGUGGAAACACGGAGACUCUAUUAUUUCAGAACUUCGGCUAGCUCAAAUGUGUCCAACACUUGUCAAACAACUUCAAAAUGAAUCACAUAUCAUCUUUGAGCAAUUCCUUGUUGAAGGAGCAUCGAGAAUGAUGUUGCAAAAAAUUUGUAAUGGAACGCAUAGUGGAACAAUUCAUUAUGGUGAAAUUAUUAAUUGGCAACACGAUGUUACUCAAAUACUUUCACUUAGUAAAAAGAUUUCAGGAUCUUCAGCUUCAAAGUCUCUUCAACUAUUGCAAAUUUCUAAUGAUUUGAUUUCCACGAGAUCUAUAACUCGUUCUACCAUUACUCAGAUUAUUAGCCUUGGACAAAAUAAUAACUUUGAAGAAUUUCUUUCUUGGAAGUUUGUUGACGCGAUUUUGGUUAUUUUGAAUAAACUUGAGAAAUCGGAAAAAAUUUUGAAUUCACGAAGAACGUUCAUUUUGAGAUGUCUUGAUAUUAUUCCACCUGAAUCUUCUGUUCGACUAGACCUUUACCGCGGAUUAUUUUCACAGAUACCAUUCUCACUUAUGGGUGCUAUCAUAAGUAAAAUUUUUAAGACAGAAGAAGAAGAAAAUAAUAAUGUUUUCUUCCGUCUGAUCCAUGAACCAACAGAAAUUUUGACUAUUUCACAAAAGCUUAGCGUAAUCAAUAGUAGCUUGAAAAUUACUGAUCUUAAUUCUGAAAUAGCAGCGUUAUGUUGUGAUAUCAUCCAACUUAAAUUUUUCUGGAAAUGUAAGUUGAAUCAAUUGGCACCUUAUUUCCGGAAAGCAGCAAGUGCAUUAUAUAGUUCCGGAGUUCAACCGCUGCAAAGAAUUGCAUCUAUUGCUUUUCUUAAGGAAUUUGUUCGAAGAUUAUGGGAUUCUAUGAUUCCAGAGGGUAUCGACCAAGCAACCAAAUUUCCUACUGUAGGAUUUAACCCAUUUAGUGGUCCUGCGCUCCUCGAAGAUAUCAACAGUUCUAUGAGUUUGACACAUCCAUUAAUACACUCAUUAAAAAUUUAUUUCCUCCGAGAUUUACGUCAACGUGGGUAUGCUAUCGACGACGUGAAGAAAUUUGGUGAAGUGCAGGCAGGAAUGCUGCCAUGGUUCAACAGUUUUGCGUGGGAUAAUGGUGAUGAAAGUCGGUUACCAUUCAACCCUUACUGGUCCGUUCCAGAUUACGCUGAAGUUGAAAAAGCGUUUUCUAAUUUAUAUAAUUUCAACAACAAGGCACCUUUAAAUAAAUUCCUAGACCGAAUUCGGUUGAAUGAUUCAAUUGAUGCACGAAUAGCAAUAAUAGGAAUUAUAGUGUCAAAACUUCAUGCUUUUAGAGCUUCACGUAAAUUGGUUGAUGUAGAGAAGCAAGCAGCAGACUAUAUUAACAAAGCAAUUACUGAAAUUAGCGAUUUACCUGACGUUUAUAAACAGACAGUAACUAGAAUUUUAAUAAACAAAUACCCAUUAUUUCAACUUUCACCUAAAACAAGUAGUUCAGAACUGAUUAUGAAAUCUGUUAUUAUACAUAUUAUUGGAGUACAUGCUUCUUUAUCUUCAGAUUCAUCACCUUUGGCUGCUUAUUUACAUAAAUUGCAAGAGUGUCAAAAUCAAUAUAUUUUAGCAUGCCCGUCUGAUAUUGAAUCUGUUGUAUUCAACGCAAUUUCUUUCGGUGGAGUUACCAG
Molecule: messenger RNA, 6103 nt
Organism: Racocetra persica
Lineage: Eukaryota; Fungi; Glomeromycota; Glomeromycetes; Diversisporales; Gigasporaceae
Source: the annotation of a GenBank genome assembly